AAUGAAAAAAAUACUUAAAACGUCAUAACAAUAACAUCCAAGAAUUCAUUAUUCAGAAAUCAGAAAUAUCUGAAUUUUCAUUCUCCAGCAGAAUCAGAACAUCACAAAUAAUCACAACAGCAAGUUAAAAGUUUAGAAAGAAGAAAUUCAGAAAAGUAAUAAAUGGGCGUUAUAUAUCUUGAAUACGGAUUUAAUGAGAUUAGUGUAUGGGCAACUGUAACAACAAAAUACUAAUUUCAAGUCAUUAUUUUUCAUCAUAUGGGCUCUUACAUUUCCAGAACAAUGUCCGAAGAUGAUUCAAGGACAGUAUCAGAUUCAGAAUCCGAUUCUGAUCAAGAUUACAGAACAAUGCUGAGAAGUUUAAUCAACAGUGGCCAGGUUCAGAUACAGGUGCCUCUCUUUGUAAGAGGUAGUUCACCAGAAUAUCUGAAGUCACCGAAAAUAACAAGAAAACAUUGUACCAAGUCCCUUGAUGAUAGUGAAUUUUCACUCAUAACUCGACAAGAUUCAGGAUUAUCUGAGCCUAAAAUUAGGAGAGCAAAAAAUGUUACCAAAUUGAUGACUAACAGAGAGAUUGGAUUCUACCCAAAUGAUUGCUUUUCGAAGAAUAAAAAAUGCAGUAUCUCAAACAGAUAUUUACCAAAUGAAAUGUCAUUGUUGGAUAAUUCUUCUGGCAAAGUUUUCUGUGGUGUUUUUUCCAAAGAUGGUAGUCGUUUCAUAACUGCAGCUCAAGAUCGAUCUAUCAGGUUAUACAAUUCAGAUGAUGGGUCAUAUAAAUUUAUACGAUCAAUUCGUGCUAGGGAUGUUGGGUGGAGCAUAAUUGAUGUGGCAUUCAGUCCCAACAGAGAACACUUUGUUUAUUCCACAUGGUCUUCCGCAUUGCACCUGUGCUCUGUCAAUGAAAACACUGAUCACCAAGAACCACUGAGUCUCCUAAAGAGUGGACGUAGAUUUUGCGUGUUUUCUGUAGUUUUUUCCUCUGAUGGUAAAGAACUUCUUGGGGGCGCCAAUGAUGGCUGUCUGUAUAUCUACGAUCUGGAACAGCAUGGUAGAAAAUUAAAAAUUCCCGCCCACGAGUACGACGUGAACAGCGUGUGCUUCGCCGACGAGUCUUCCCACAUCAUCUACAGCGGCGGCGACGACGGACACGUCAAGGUGUGGGACAGGCGGACGCUGGACGAGAAGUCGCCACAACCGGUGGGGGUGCUAGCUGGUCACGUGGACGGUGUCACGUUCAUCGACAGCAAGGGGGACGGCAGGCAUCUCAUAUCGAACAGCAAGGAUCAGAGCAUUAAGUUAUGGGAUGUGAGAGUAUUCUCAGGAUCUGAUGCUGCAGAGCAGUCUUUCAGGGCUGUUACAGAACAGACCUGGGAUUACAGGUGGCAAGAUGUCCCAAAGAAGUUAUUCACUACGAAAGCUAAACUCGAAGGGGACACGUCAGUGAUGACGUACAAAGGCCACGUUGUGAUAAAAACGCUAGUAAGGUGCAGGUUCUCCCCAUUGCAUACUUCAGGACAGCGAUAUAUCUACACAGGAUGUGGAAUUGGACGAGUAGUCGUGUAUGAUUCGUUGACGGGUGAGGUUGUAACAACAUUGGAUGGGCAGUGCGCUUGUGUGAGAGAUGUUGACUGGCAUCCAUAUAGGAACGAGAUACUGAGCUCAUCUUGGGAUGGUACAGUUGGAAAAUGGUCGUACAGCGGCCCUUUGGAUGAUGAUGAAGAAAUGUGGAAGGAUAUUGAAGAAGAAUCGCCUUUCAGGAGGAGUUCGAGACUAGCUCUCAAAAGAAGGUUGAAAACAUAGUAUAUGUUGUCACUUAUGCAGUUCAAUAGGUGAUAUAUUUUUAAGAUUAAUAUAAAUAUUUUGAGUUUUAUGGUGCAAUCAAUAUUACUUUCAAUUGU
This is a messenger RNA of Phaedon cochleariae (mustard beetle), 1898 nucleotides long. NCBI's taxonomy places the organism in Eukaryota, Metazoa, Arthropoda, Insecta, Coleoptera, Chrysomelidae. The record is from the annotation of a GenBank genome assembly.